ACACCUACGUUAAUAUUUGUGGUAGCCGUGUUCUUCUCCCCAUCUCAAAAUUUCGGCGGUGUUCCUCUUCCAUCUUCUCCAACCCAACAAUUUCCACAUCCAACACCCAAUUUCCAAAUUUCAUCACACCAUCUAAGCCCUAAUCGUAGGGGCGCGAAAGCUACAAUUCUGAAAAUGCAGGUUUCGAGUGCUAUCAGUGACGUUUUGGUUGUGCUUCCGCCUUCUGCAUCUCUCAGACUACCGGAAUUUCGCCACUUGCAUGCUUUUGCCGUUUCUGAUGCCAAGGGUUUUCUUUCUGGUGGAUUUCUUAAAAGCUGUCCUUCGUCUUACAAUCCCAAGCACUAUAAUGAAUUCUACAAUUUCCGAGCUAGAGGUUUAGUUGCAAGAGCAUCAGCUAAUUCAAGGGGCAAUUCGGCGCCUUUUGCUCCUCUCCAAUUUGAGUCACCAGUUGGUCAGCUUUUGGAACAAAUUUCAAAUACCCAUCCACAUCUACUGCCAGCGGCCAUUGAUCAGCAACUAGAGAAUCUUCAGACUGCUAGAGAUGCCCAGAAAGAAUCGUCUACUUCACCUGAUGAUUCCCUUUACAAGAGGAUAGCUGAAGUCAAAGAGAAAGAGAAGCGAACGACAUUGGAAGAGAUCAUGUACUGCUCAAUUGUGCAUAAAUUUUUAGAGAACAACAUUUCAAUGAUUCCAAAACUAACAGCAACAUCAGAUCCAACUGGUCGAGUGGAUUUAUGGCCAAAUCAAGAGCUGAAACUAGAAGCUGUGCAUUCUCCAGAGGCAUUCGAGAUGAUUCAGAGUCACUUAUCUUUGGUACUAGGAGAUCGGCUUGUGGGUCCCCUUCAGACAAUUGUUCAGAUUAGUAAAAUUAAACUGGGAAAGCUGUAUGCUGCUUCCAUAAUGUACGGAUACUUUCUCAAACGAGUUGAUGAACGGUUUCAACUUGAGAGGUCAAUGGGAACCCUCCCCAAGGAUUUGGGAAAGACUAAAAGUUUUGAGGAACCAUCACCAGGUAUCAAGCUUUGGGAUCCUGAUUCCUUGAUCACAGUUCAGGAUUACGACGAUGACAGUUAUAGUGAUAGUGAUUACAUGGAUACAGAAGGCAAAUCUUUCAGACUAAGAGCUUAUGUGAUGCAGUUGGAUGCAGAGACACUUCAGAGACUUGCUACUGUACGAUCAAAGGAAGCUAUAUCAUUGAUUGAAAAGCAAACUCAGGCCCUGUUCGGAAGGCCUGAUAUCCGUGUGUCUGGUGAUGGUUCAAUUGAAACAUCCAAUGAUGAAUUGCUUUCACUCACUUUCUCUGGCUUGACCAUGCUAGUUUUGGAAGCUGUUGCUUUUGGAUCAUUCCUCUGGGACAAGGAAAACUAUGUUGAAUCCAAGUACCCUUUUCUUAAUGAGUAGACUAGAUCACUGUACCAUUAGAUUAUUUUUACUGUACCUUUUAGAAUGUAAAUUAAUGCUUGGAACUUGGCGUUUUGGUCGUCAAAGAAUUGUUUUCUAUUCUUAACAGGAAUGGUUCAAUGUUAUAUAGAGCCUGAGAAAAACCA
Molecule: messenger RNA, 1547 nt
Organism: Vigna angularis (adzuki bean)
Lineage: Eukaryota; Viridiplantae; Streptophyta; Magnoliopsida; Fabales; Fabaceae
Product: UV-B-induced protein At3g17800, chloroplastic
Exons: 4
Coding region: 175-1401 (408 amino acids)
Source: RefSeq, a predicted model, not a curated record